Messenger RNA from Salvelinus namaycush (lake trout), 5071 nucleotides. RefSeq names its product splicing factor 1-like. The transcript has 5 exons. NCBI's taxonomy places the organism in Eukaryota, Metazoa, Chordata, Actinopteri, Salmoniformes, Salmonidae. The record is from RefSeq and is a predicted model, not a curated record. The coding region runs from base 213 to 1394 and encodes 393 amino acids.
UGUAUUCCUCCACAGAUGACACGGUGAACUCCGAGAGCAGCUCCACGUCUGAUUCUACAGGGGACCAUGACAACGAUGAGUCUUCGGGUGUGGCCCCUGACUGUCUGUCCCCGUCUCGGCCCCAGCUGGCCACUGGUAAUGGUAAUGGAAGCAGCAGUAAUCCAGACAGCAGGCUGUGUAGGAAGCUUUCUCCUGUUGAGAUCUAUUAUGCGAUGAGGACCACCACGCAGCACAACUCACUGGCCCUCUCUGCCAGAAGCAAUAUGGAGGGAAGGAGUGUACCUACCACUCCCCUCCUCGCUCGGAACGGACCAACAGGUGUCCACAACCACAUCAGGUCAGCGAUAUCCACAGUGACGACUACCAAGCAGUGGUCAGACAAUCCAGAGGCGGCCAAGGUGGUUCCUCAUCAGUCUCAGGUCGGCGGCCCCUCCCCUGGCCCCUCCUCUGGCCCCCCGUCAGGGUCUUAUGAGCAGGGAGGAGGAGGGGGAGGGGGUUACAGUGAUAUCCUGAUGGACUAUGUAUGGGGGAAGCAGCAGCAGCAGAGACAGGUCCAACAGGUCCAUGGCAAUGGAAAGUUCCCUUCCUCUGUCCCUGUACCUCCUCCUUCUCACUUCAACGGCUACCCCCACCCCCAGGGACAUCCCCCGGGGCCCCAGCACGUCUCUGGGGGCCCGCCAGCCUACUCCAGCCCCCUGAUGCUCCGGGGGAAACUUGGGGAGCCACGCCGGGUCAAGGUAACCCGUACCAAGUCCUGUGGUCCAUUCAUCCCUCUCCAGCACCACCAGCAGGAGGUGCUCCACUUCUCCUCUUACACCUCCUCCUCUUCUGACCCUCCUCUUCCUCCCACCUCCUCCUCCUCGACCGGGACCUCCACAGCUGCCCUGUACCCCCACCAGGGGUCUGUGGUUGAGUCCCAAAAGCAACAGCAUGGGUCUGGAUCAGGACCCGGUCUCAAUCUCAACCACAACCACCAGCUCGGACCACCCCAGUACUCUGACUCCGUCACCCCAGACGACCCCAUCCGCAGCCUGCACAAGGCCCUGGCUCUGGAGGGCCUGAGGGACUGGUACCUGAGGAACAGCCUGGGUGGAGUGGCGGUGGGGGGGAAGGUACAGGGGCAGGACAACAGGGGGUCCCCCAGGAGGCGUACCACGAACUCCCUGCACGGGUCACACCCUCAGCAGCUCCCACACCAGCCCCAGAUCUACCAGGGAGACCGAGACAGAGACUAUCCUCCCUGCCACCUGCCACAGUCACAGACCUUCCACGGGCAUCCGCUACAUGGCAGGUCUCUGUAUCAGGAGUCCUUCCCAUCCCAGAUGCAGGAGCUGACCCUGAAAGAACCCAGCACUGACAGAGGUGACCUGCCUACCCCGGGUACACUGGUCUAACAACCAGAGGUGACCUGCCUACCCCGGGUACACUGGUCUAACAACAACAACCAGAGGUGACCUGCCUACCCCGGGUACACUGGUCUAACAAACAGAGGUGACCUGCCUACCCCGGGUACACUGGUCUAACAACCAGAGGUGACCUGCCUACCCCGGGUACACUGGUCUAACAACCACAAACAGAGGUGACCUGCCUACCCCGGAUACAAUGGUCUAACAACCAGAGGUGACCUGCCUACCCCGGGUACACUGGUCUAACAACCACAAACAGAGGUGACCUGCCUACCCCGGGUACACUGGUCUAACAAACAGAGGUGACCUGCCUACCCCGGGUACACUGGUCUAACAACCACAAACAGAGGUGACCUGCCUACCCCGGGUACACUGGUCUAACAACCAGAGGUGACCUGCCUACCCCGGGUACACUGGUCUAACAACCACAAACAGAGGUGACCUGCCUACCCCGGGUACACUGGUCUAACAACCAGAGGUGACCUGCCUACCCCGGGUACACUGGUCUAACAACCAGAGGUGACCUGCCUACCCCGGAUACACUGGUCUAACAACAACAACCAGAGGUGAUCUGCCUACCCCGGGUACACUGGUCUAACAACCAGAGGUGACCUGCCUACCCCGGGUACACUGGUCUAACAACCGGAGGUGACCUGCCUACCCCGGAUACACUGGUCUAACAACCAGAGGUGAUCUGCCUACCCCGGGUACACUGGUCUAACAACAACAACCAGAGGUGAUCUGCCUACCCCGGGUACACUGGUCUAACAACCAGAGGUGACCUGCCUACCCCGGGUACACUGGUCUAACAACCAGAGGUGACCUGCCUACCCCGGAUACACUGGUCUAACAACCACAAACAGAGGUGACCUGCCUACCCCGGGUACAAUGGUCUAACAACCACAACCAGAGGUGACCUGCCUACCCCGGAUACACUGGUCUAACAACCACAAACAGAGGUGACCUGCCUACCCCGGAUACACUGGUCUAACAACCAGAGGUGACCUGCCUACCCCGGAUACACUGGUCUAACAACCACAAACAGAGGUGACCUGCCUACCCCGGGUACACUGGUCUAACAACAACAACCAGAGGUGACCUGCCUACCCCGGGUACAAUGGUCUAACAACCACAACCAGAGGUGACCUGCCUACCCCGGAUACACUGGUCUAACAACCACAACCAGAGGUGACCUGCCUACCCCGGGUACACUGGUCUAACAACAACAACCAGAGGUGACCUGCCUACCCCGGGUAUACUGGUCUAACAACAACAACCAGAGGUGACCUGCCUACCCCGGGUACACUGGUCUAACAACCACAACCAGAGGUGACCUGCCUACCCCGGGUACACUGGUCUAACAACCACAACCAGAGGUGACCUGCCUACCCCGGAUACACUGGUCUAACAACCACAACCAGAGGUGACCUGCCUACCCCGGGUACACUGGUCUAACAACAACAAACAGAGGUGACCUGCCUACCCGGAUACACUGGUCUAACAACCAGAGGUGACCUGCCUACCCCGGGUACACUGGUCUAACAACCACAACCAGAGGUGACCUGCCUACCCCGGAUACACUGGUCUAACAACCAGAGGUGACCUGCCUACCCCGGGUACACUGGUCUAACAACCACAACCAGAGGUGACCUGCCUACCCCGGAUACACUGGUCUAACAACCAGAGGUGACCUGCCUACCCCGGGUACAAUGGUCUAACAACAACAACCAGAGGUGACCUGCCUACCCCGGGUACACUGGUCUAACAACAACAAACAGAGGUGACCUGCCUACCCCGGAUACACUGGUCUAACAACCAGAGGUGACCUGCCUACCCCGGGUACAAUGGUCUAACAACAACAACCAGAGGUGACCUGCCUACCCCGGGUACACUGGUCUAACAACAACAAACAGAGGUGACCUGCCUACCCCGGAUACACUGGUCUAACAACCAGAGGUGACCUGCCUACCCCGGGUACACUGGUCUAACAACAACAACCAGAGGUGACCUGCCUACCCCGGGUACACUGGUCUAACAACAACAACCAGAGGUGACCUGCCUACCCCGGGUACACUGGUCUAACAACAACAAACAGAGGUGACCUGCCUACCCCGGGUACACUGGUCUAACAACCACAAACAGAGGUGACCUGCCUACCCCGGAUAUACUGGUCUAACAACCAGAGGUGACCUGCCUACCCCGGGUACACUGGUCUAACAACCAGAGGUGACCUGCCUACCCCGGAUACACUGGUCUAACAACCACAAACAGAGGUGACCUGCCUACCCCGGGUACAAUGGUCUAACAACCACAACCAGAGGUGACCUGCCUACCCCGGAUACACUGGUCUAACAACCACAACCAGAGGUGACCUGCCUACCCCGGAUACACUGGUCUAACAACCACAAACAGAGGUGACCUGCCUACCCCGGGUACACUGGUCUAACAACCAGAGGUGACCUGCCUACCCCGGGUACACUGGUCUAACAACCACAACCAGAGGUGACCUGCCUACCCCGGAUACACUGGUCUAACAAACAGAGGUGACCUGCCUACCCCGGGUACACUGGUCUAACAACCACAACCAGAGGUGACCUGCCUACCCCGGAUACACUGGUCUAACAAACAGAGGUGACCUGCCUACCCCGGAUACACUGGUCUAACAACCAGAGGUGACCUGCCUACCCCGGGUACACUGGUCUAACAACCACAAACAGCGGUGACCUGCCUACCCCGGAUACACUGGUCUAACAACCACAAACAGAGGUGACCUGCCUACCCCGGGUACACUGGUCUAACAACCAGAGGUGACCUGCCUACCCCGGAUACACUGGUCUAACAACCACAAACAGAGGUGACCUGCCUACCCCGGGUACACUGGUCUAACAACCAGAGGUGACCUGCCUACCCCGGGUACACUGGUCUAACAACAACAAACAGACAUGUUACUGACUGAAUGAUACACAGUCAUAUUGUAGAGCAACUUCAUGGACCUCCGUACAAAAAGGAAAAUAUGAAGGACAUUUAUUUACACAAUAUUUGUAUUUUUUCUGCACAUUUUUUGGGGAGAGAAUGAUAGAAGAAUGUGACAUUUUUCUAGAACUCAAAAGAGAAGUCGUUGUGUUUUUUUUUAUUUUUUUAUCUCCCCCUAAGGGAGCUUUUCUUUGCAUUGCAUCAUCAAAGUCGGAUCAUGCAUUGCCUCUGAUGAUCAAUGAAACGGUGCUUGAAAGAGUCUAGCACUUCAAUCAGUCUCUGGUAGAAAUAUAGUCCAGCUGAACAUUGCUGUACAGUAGUUUAUACAACUAAUCCAGGUAAAGGAAGUUGAAAUGGAACACGGUCAUGGACAGUAUUUACAUGUUCCUCAACUGUUACAGAAAUACUGAAUUUCUCUAAGUGAACCAUCUUCAUCAUCAUCAUCAUCCACAUAGAAUUCCAGGUCUUAGUAGGGACAACAAAUAGAUAAAUACACACAAGACUAACCAAACGAAAAGCACACCCAUAUCUUGUCACACAGACCCUACAGUACUACGAAUCAGGUUGGUUAGGGAAUGGGAAAGAGAUGUCUAUGUUAACUCCGAUACACUGAUUGAUCUCAGUCUACAGAAGGAUCUGCAGUCUAUAAUUACAUUUCUAUGUCAGACAGACAAAAUGAAGGGGGGGGGGGG